CCCUUUUAAAGCAUUUGUCCAUCGAAGUUCGUUAAGAAACAUGCACUAAUUAACCUUUGAGACGAGAAAGCAAACGAUUUAUUCGUCUAUCUAUCAAACGAAACAGUGCAUUAAACAGACCAUGGACUUACUUAAACCGAGAACUGUACCUCUAUCGGAGGAAACCAUACUUUGGUUUGAGUUUCUGCUGAAGCCGUCGCUGUUAACAAAACAUCUAAACAAAGCAAAUCCCGAUCCAUCACCAACAGAUUUAAUAACACAGUUCCUUUCAAUCGCUCCGGAUGGUCAAAAUCAAACCCCUGACGCUGCUCCUCCUGAUCCAGAAGGUCCGCACAAAUCGGAAGGACUCAAGUACAACAAAAAACAGCUUGCACUGAAAAUUCUUGCCCUCAAAGUGGCAGCUUUCAUGCGAUGGGAUUUAGAUAAACUCGAGUCGACGCUACCAGUUGCCCGGCAGAUACAGCUCCUGUCCGAUUUGUGCAGCAUAACUGCUGGCAAAAUGGUAACGCUUCCCCCAUCGCUGGUGCAUAAUGCGACGCUUGUGGGUCCAGAUGGAUCAAAGCACUCGCUAACCUUUGCACUUACCCUGUACCAUAGAUGGGUGCUGCGAGCUCAGGUCCUGAGGGCGGGUGCAAUUAAAAAUGUGAAACCAUUCACCACGCACGGUCCUGCUAUAACUGAGCUGGUUGCAUUCACCCUACGUGACGAAAGCUCCAUAGCGGCAUUGGAACCGAUCACACAGCUAAGCAUCGAUUUCCUCAAUCAAGUCUUAUUGGAGCCUCAGACGUUCCGCGUGCUAACAUAUGAUUCUUUCGUACCACUCGAUUCAAACUCAGAUCUUAACCAGCAGCGGUUCGAUGCCGCUAUCGCUAUCAAGCCGUGUGAGCUACGUGCUCAAAUCCACUACGAUCUUCUCCAGUACUAUCUUCAUGUUCAAAAGUAUGACUUGGCACGGCAAAACGCUCUUCUGUGUAAAGACAACUAUGCCCAGUGGCAAAGGGAAGAGAUAGGGCGCACAAGCCUUCCACCGGCAUACUGCACGAUUAACGCAGACACUUUGCAGGGUUAUCUGUUAGCAUGUGGAGUUACUGGAGAGCCAGAUGGUUUGCUGCAACGCUUACACGAGUCGAUUCUCAAUCACUAUUCUGACAUUGUGGUGAUACUGAAGGAGGACAACAUCCGCAAAGAAAUACCGAUGACACAGCGGAAGCUGCUUGAGCUCAACAUCGAAGGGUAUAAUGCAAUUGGCAGCACUGAUGGUAAUCCAAUUGAGCAGAAGGAACUAGAGCUGGCCGUGGUUGCGCUGAACAUCAUCCGCUAUGUGAUGGACGGCGAAAACAUUCUCAGUUGCAAUGUAGCGUUACAAAAGUACAAAAAUCAACAGCCGAAGCUAAUCGAAUCCUUGUUCCAAUAUGCGAACGAACAGUAUGAUCAGUUUUCGCUCGAACAGCGGGGCCUAUUGAGGCAGUACUUUUACAACAUCAUUGCCUUGUAUGGUGGUGAACUGGGAUCCGCAUUCGAAUCGUUCGUGCAUUCGUAUUCAAAGGUGGUGUCACCGCAAGAAUUAAAAGACUUUCGUGCACAACGAGUGAAACCAGAGACACAGCUAGGAGGCAUUGCCCUGCAAAGUGAUUGGGUGACACCGGAUAUAAAGAAUUCUCGAGUUGAAAUCGGCCAGUUGGAACGUCAGCUUAUAUCUUGUACUUCAGCCAACGCCGUCCGCAAGCUGUUGGUAAAGAUAGCCGGUACCAACCCUUCGAAACCGCUGUUCACGAUCAACCCAAGCUGGACGAUACCAUACCCGUUGGAGCAGCUGUUAAUUCCGCUGCAACGUGGCUUUCUGCAAGAUUUUGCCUAUAUUCUUAUUGGAAAGGCGAGAGAAUUCACAGCCCGAAAAGAUUACGCCACCGCCAUCACGCUGUUGACGGUGUUGAAAAAUGAAACGCAACGGCCGGAACUAUCGUCUAACCCGCUGAUGGCGAAGCUCGGCAAGAUGGUGUCCUGGGAGGGAUUGCUGGUGCAGAUUCAGCAGGUGCUGGAAGAGUGGCCACGCAAACCUGCCGAGCAGCAGCAGCUUGUUCGCAACUGCAAGCAGUGUCUCAAUGCGACGGUGGGCAGUGCAGGUAACGAUGUAACACCUCACGCCAAGCUUCUGGAGCACUGUGCCGCGCUGCUAUUGAACUUUAACGAAUGGAAUGCGCUGUUGAUCACAAAUGACAAGCGCUAUCCGGGCAUCGAGUUAUGUUCUGCUAUUACCCAGGCGUUUUUCGACAUUGAAAAGUUCAAGGGUACAAAGAAAACGAACCGCGAAGCGUGGGAGAUGGUGCUACCGAUGUUCUUGAACCCGCCAGGUUCGCGCCAGCGACAAUUGCCACCGGACAGCCCGCUGGUGUUGCUGAUAGCAAAGCUGCGCGAUCCGCUGGUCAUUUCUAUUCUUCUUUCUCUGCUGACUAAACUGCACAAUAUCUUGCGCGACGAAUCGAACCUCGAAAUGAACGCUGAGUAUAUGUUUCUGUGGCCAUCGAAUGUUAACAACACUUCAAUCUACAACAUAAAGCUGGUUACCGAGGCGCUCAAUCUACUACUCAAUCAAGCGCUCAAAUACUACCCGAACAAUAUUCCCUGGCUAAAACUUAAAGGAGACGUAGAGUUUGUGGCAAACAACUACGAGGCAGCCAUGCGGUACUACGUGACGGCGCUAAUUUCAGGAACCGAAUACUGCACUGUGCACCUGCAACGUCCGCUGUUCGAUGAUUUUCUCAUACGCCGCAUGGUAAAGUGCAGCACGAACUUGGGUUGCUUCGUGCAGGCGGCAGUACUCUGCCAGUUUUUUGACGAAACCGAUUACGGGCUAGCGUUCAAGAGUAUCAGUGAAAAAGUGGCCGGUUAUUCGGAUGCAAUGGAUUCAUACUACAGCUGUAUUUGGGAUCCGACUCUACUGGAGUUUAUCGUCAACUGGCACUACAAGAAAGGCGAGCACAAACGACGAUUGCAAGCGAUUUCAUUUCUUGGUCAGCUGGAGCUGAAUGCAAACAACAACGAGGAAAUCAAACGAGAAGCGGCGGCCGUAAGAAAAAAUCGGUUUCUUAGAUCACUUGCAAAGCAGUACAUGUGUUAAAAGAGCUCCAUCGGAUCGAG
This is a messenger RNA of Anopheles nili, 3138 nucleotides long. RefSeq names its product integrator complex subunit 8 (gene IntS8). Bases 122 to 3118 code for a protein of 998 amino acids. Gene Ontology annotation, cellular component: integrator complex. The record is from RefSeq and is a predicted model, not a curated record. Gene Ontology annotation, biological process: snRNA 3'-end processing. The transcript is spliced from 7 exons. Lineage: Eukaryota; Metazoa; Arthropoda; Insecta; Diptera; Culicidae.